GAGGAGGAGGAUGAGCUGCCGGCGGAGGAAGCGGCGGGCCGCACAGGCUCUGCUGGACGGCCCGGUGGCUCUCCGUCGUACUUGCAGCAGAAUGUCGUUGUCGGCCACCAGGUUCAAAGCACCGACUUUGGCUCUGUUGCAGUCCAGGCACAAAACCCGCAUUUACGAGGCCAAGCAUUGAUCGCCAAGAGCGAGUGCUGUUGUGUGUUGAAAAAUUUUGGUUGCAUCGAAUUGAGAGAGGAAGCUGCUGACGGCAAAGACGGGCCGUCCAGUAAAACUGACUGUAUUACGAUCGUUAAUGGUUCGAUGGCAGUGGAUCAGCUGUGUUCUUCAUGUUGUCAUGUCGGAUAUUUAACAGCAGACAUUUCAUUUUGCUUGUGCAGAGAAGCAGAACUCUGGCCUUGUGAAUCGGUUUGGCACGUCAACGCUGGAAAACAGCAGAAUCUCUGUGUUAGGUGCGUUUCGGAAGCCAGUAGCAGCUAUGGGCACUCGCAAUCGGAGCGAACUGGCGGAGCAUGCAGAGGCAGCUCCUACUUCAGCAUUCCGAGUUUGUCUUUUGGUGGCACGACAAGUUUCCUCUGGGAAUUUUGUUUUUAA
This is a messenger RNA of Symbiodinium sp. CCMP2456, 597 nucleotides long. Lineage: Eukaryota; Dinophyceae; Suessiales; Symbiodiniaceae. The record is from the annotation of a GenBank genome assembly.